Messenger RNA from Hemicordylus capensis (graceful crag lizard), 2764 nucleotides. RefSeq names its product neuronal acetylcholine receptor subunit alpha-7-like. Gene Ontology annotation, cellular component: synapse; postsynaptic membrane; neuron projection. Lineage: Eukaryota; Metazoa; Chordata; Lepidosauria; Squamata; Cordylidae. Bases 514 to 2049 code for a protein of 511 amino acids. Gene Ontology annotation, biological process: regulation of membrane potential; chemical synaptic transmission; monoatomic ion transmembrane transport. The transcript is spliced from 10 exons. Gene Ontology annotation, molecular function: acetylcholine-gated monoatomic cation-selective channel activity; transmembrane signaling receptor activity. The record is from RefSeq and is a predicted model, not a curated record.
UGCUGGCCGCCGUCUCACACACUGCCUGGCAUGUCGCUCUAGAGGCACUCUCCUACUAGCGUAGAAAACGCUGCUGACGUGUUGGCCCCGAGUUACUCUUACGGAGACAGUGGUGAGGAUGUGGAAGCAUCUCUUCCAGGCGGCAAUGUCCCUUUCUCGCUCCCGCGCCCUCUCCCCCUUCCCUCCACACAUUCGCUCGUCCUGUGUGCUCACGCUCCUUCCCUCCGUCAGGCACUAGGAAAGGCGCAGAGCUUUUUGGAGGGGGGACUCAACCCCAUCUUCACAACCCAGCCAAGUCCCUGCUACUUGGAUGUAGUUUAUUACUAGCAAUAACGCUGGGAGCCGUGUGGGACGCAAUUGGGGCAAAUGUGCUUUCCCUUCAUGGUGGGAAAUUGGCUGGCUGGCUGAUUCCCAUUCGCCUUAGCCACCCGCUCUCCAUCAUUUAUUGCUGGCAGGCAGAGUUCCUUCUCGUCGUCUGGUGUCUGCUUAGACUCCUGAUUGUGGCUUGACAAUAUGCUCACAGAGAGGUGUCUAGGAUUAGUGUACUCUGGCUGGUACCUCUGGGCAUCCUUGUUCCUGUCCUUCUGGAAAGUCUCCCAACAAGGUGAAAACCAAAGGCGUCUCUACAGAGAACUACUGAAAAACUACAAUCGCUUGGAACGUCCGGUAAUGAAUGAUUCGCAACCUCUUGUAGUGGAGCUGCAGCUAUCAUUGCUUCAGAUCAUUGAUGUGGAUGAAAAGAACCAGGUAUUGAUAACAAAUGCUUGGCUACAGAUGUCCUGGAUCGAUGCAUAUUUGUCAUGGGAUCAGUAUGAAUAUCCAGGUGUUCAGAACUUACGAUUUCCAGCUGAUCAGAUUUGGGUGCCAGACAUUCUUCUCUACAAUAGUGCAGAUGAAAGAUUUGAUGCCACGUUUCACACAAAUGUUCUGGUAAACUACUCGGGAGCUUGUCAGUAUAUACCUCCAGGCAUCUUGAAGAGCACAUGUUAUAUUGAUGUCCGCUGGUUUCCUUUUGACGUGCAGAAAUGUGAUUUGAAAUUUGGUUCAUGGACACACAAUGGCUGGCUGCUUGAUCUGCAGAUGCUUGAAGCUGAUAUUUCCAAUUACAUAUCAAAUGGUGAAUGGGAUUUGGUGGGUGUCCCUGGGAAAAGGAAUGAGUUGUACUAUGAGUGCUGUAAAGAGCCAUAUCCGGAUGUGACCUACACAGUGACAAUGCGUCGCCGCACUCUCUACUACGGCUUGAACUUACUGAUUCCCUGCGUCCUUAUAUCAGGCUUAGCACUGCUCGUCUUCUUGCUGCCAGCUGACUCGGGAGAAAAAAUAUCUCUGGGCAUUACAGUUCUCCUGUCCCUAACAGUUUUCAUGCUGCUUGUAGCUGAGAUAAUGCCUGCCACCUCGGAUUCUGUUCCAUUAAUAGCUCAGUAUUUUGCAAGCAUCAUGGUCAUUGUUGGCUUGUCUGUGGUGGUGACAGUCUUGGUUCUUCAGUUUCAUCAUCAUGACCCUCAAGCAGGAAAGAUGCCGCAAUGGGUCCGUGUCAUUCUGCUAAACUGGUGUGCUUGGUUUUUGAGAAUGAAAAAACCUGGGGAGAGCAUAAGGCCCCUUUCUUGCAAAUACAGCCAUUCUAAGCACCAGUCAAGUGUCAGCAGUGUGGAAAUGAAUGUCUUACCGGGACAUGAAUCUAGUAAUGGCAAUGUGAUCUACAGUUACCACGCCAUGGAAAACCCCUGCUGCCCACAGAACAGUGAUGUGGGCAGCAAGGGUGGAAAGGGUCCUGGCUCUUCUCCGGAAGAUACUGAACUUACUCAAAGGAAAGCUUUAAUGGACACUAUCCCCGUGAUUGUGAAGAUCCUGGAAGAAGUUCAGUUUAUUGCAGCCCGUUUCCGAAAACAAGAUGAAGGGGAAGAAAUCUGCAGUGAAUGGAAGUUUGCAGCUGCCGUCAUAGACAGAUUGUGCCUCGUGGCAUUUUCACUGUUUGCCAUCAUCUGCACACUCACAAUACUAAUGUCUGCUCCCAAUUUUAUCGAAGCUGUUUCAAAAGAUUUUACAUAAAAAUCUCAGAAAUGAACAGAAGAAAACCCAACUGUAAUUAGAGAUUAUGAAUUGAUGCCAUUAAUUUUGCUAAACAGUGUGAUUUUAAAUGGGGAAAUGUACUUUCUGUGCUGAUUUCAACGGUGGAAAGGAAUUGGAAUGAGUUUCAACGUCCGAUUAUCCCCCACCCACCCCACAUCUGUUAGAGAUUAUAGGAACAGGAUUAAGUACCUGGCUCUGUUACUUGUUUCUUAAACAGUGUCUUCUCCCUGUUCUUGUGUCAUGAUUUCUGAUAAGUAUCAGACAAGAAACCAAGUGUACAGCAUAUGUAUUAUCAAGUAAAUAGUAAAGUAUGUGUAUUAUUAAGAAAACAUUAGUGAACAUUUUGCUGCAUUGGUAAAUCCUUCCUAGAAACAUAUUCUUUGCUAAAGAUGUCAUUUUCAAUAUUUUGUUUUGGCUCUUUGCUUGCCACAGAUUUUAUCUAUGAUAAUGGAGCACUCCCACCUUGAAUGAUAUUGUUAAGUUUCAGUUUGCCAAAUAAAUGGCAGGUUUCAGCUUUUAUCAUCAUGGUGACUGAAAUAUAUUUUUUAGUCGAUGAUACUGUCAAGUCAAUGCUGUGAACAUUUUCUAAUAGGUUAAACAUGUUUUCAGUGUCCAACAGGUAAAGUUUUUCUAUUACCAGAAUUGCAGCAAAAUGACAGAUGAUAAUAAAUUUAGAUACUUGUUUCUUCCCUAA